Messenger RNA from Procambarus clarkii (red swamp crayfish), 504 nucleotides. RefSeq lists its product as uncharacterized. The record is from RefSeq and is a predicted model, not a curated record. Lineage: Eukaryota; Metazoa; Arthropoda; Malacostraca; Decapoda; Cambaridae.
AUGACUACUGGCAAUAACCCCCGAGAAUUUGUGAGGAUUUUAAAAAUUCUUUAUAAGGCAAAUGGUCUCCCUACCUUCAAUAUUCCUGAAGAAGUCUUCAACGCUCCAGGUUCAACUCCAACAACUGACCCUGUAGAGGAUGCCGACUCUACAUCCGACGACGACGAUUCCGCCACUGCAAUGCAGACUUCAGAUCCUGUUCAGGUACCUACAGCUCACAAGACUCUGCCUCCUAUGACCCCUACUUCUGCAACAGUUCCAGUUACUAACCAGGACAUCACCGUGAACGCCGCCGUGCUCACGGAUCUACUCUCAACAGCAAAGCCUGCUCCUCCAGCAACUUCAUCACAAGCCACCCAGACGCCGACGUCUCCUCUAUCGACAACUACCACAGUUCCACCUCUCGUGUGUGAACCCUCUCAACGCCCUAAAUCAGCUGCAGGUCCCAUUGAAGCCUCAACAGGCAAGAACUCAUCCCUCAAGAUUCACUGCAUCUACUUCUGA